UGGGUCAGGCAGAGAGGCCAAAGGGCUCCCAACAUUCAAGCCCCACCCAAGGCCACAAACCUGGCCCAGAAGAACGAGAAAGCCUCUCCAGCUCUGGGCCCGAAGGACGACCCUGCCCCUCACCCCAAGACGGUUCAGGGUGGACAAGGGGACAGGUAGUUGUGUCCGGAGCCUGCAGGCUGAAAUCAACAUCGAAACUGACUCCCACUGGCCCCCACAGGUUUUAGGAGGCCUCCAUUUGGGUUGCAGCGGCUCCCGCAGAGGACGAUGGGGCCCAGGUCAUGCACCACACUGACUCUGAUCAUGGUUAUCCUGCUGCUGGAGCCGCCCACCACGAUGACUGUGGUGCAGAUUUUCUACAAUAGCAACUCCAGCUUGGUAGAAUUUAGAGACAUGCCGGCUUUGUCCGGCCCCAAACUGGCCAACCUGGGGCUGCAGGGUCAACUGGUUGAGGCCAAGCCGGCUAACGCAUGCCAACCCAUCGAAGGCCCAAAGAUAAAGGCUAACGUCUCCCAGGCUGCCAUAGUCUUGAUCAGGAGGUUCGACUGUAGUUUCAACGUGAAGAUCCUACACGCCCAGCUGGCCGGCUAUCAGGCAGCCAUCAUAUACAACGUGAACUCGGACGAGCUGGUGGAGAUGGGACACGUGUUCGAGGACCUUGAGCAGCAGAUCCAGAUCCCGGCCGUCUUUGUCAGCGAGACAGCAGCCCAGAGCCUGCGGAUCAUCGUACACUGCGACCGAGGGGCACAGGUCUUUCUGCGCCCAAACAGCCCCAAGCAGUGCCUGAAGCUGGCGUGUGCCUUCGUCUCCCGUUAUUGGUUCUUGGUCAGUGCCCUGACCCUGGCCAUCGCAGUGCUGAUACUGGCAUUGACUGGCUGGCGUUUGCCGGAGCGGAGGAAAGGCACAGUGUCCAGCUGGAGACUGAGAGACCUCAGGGCCCGGAAGAUCAAAUUGUGCACUUACAUCAAACAGGAUGACCUGUGUGCCAUCUGCUUAAAUGACUAUGAGCAUGGAGACCAGCUCAAGGUCCUGCCAUGCUCCCACGCUUUCCACAGCAACUGCAUCGAUCUGUGGUUCACCCAGGCCAUCAACAAGGUAUGCCCAGUGUGCAAGCAGCUCGUGCCCGAAGACGACGACAACUCCUACUCCAACCUGGAGAAUGGAGAACUGGGAGGAGAUGACAGGGAGGACAACAGUGAGGGGUUGCUCUCGGUGCUCAGGCCCCUGCCAAACCGCCUGCGGCACUGGAAUCGGCGGGGGAACUAGUUCCCAUGCCCCGGGGGAGGGCCUCCACAGCGGCUCCGUGGGCGAACCCCCCGCCUUUGGAGGUGCCAUGCCCCCCAGCCCCCCGUGUUCUCCCACCAUGGCAUUCUACACCCCAUCCGUUUGAAAGGCCACCAGAGCUCUGCCCUACCCCCCUCACCCUACCCCUCAUUCUGCCCGAGCAGGGGGAGCUGCUAUCAGGGGCGAAAUGCCUGGCUUGAUUCUGAUUGGAUAUCAUUAGUGUAGGCCUCCGGAUGGAAGAAAUAAAAUCCA
Molecule: messenger RNA, 1536 nt
Organism: Tachyglossus aculeatus (Australian echidna)
Lineage: Eukaryota; Metazoa; Chordata; Mammalia; Monotremata; Tachyglossidae
Gene: ZNRF4
Product: zinc and ring finger 4
Exons: 1
Coding region: 268-1266 (332 amino acids)
Cellular component (GO): nucleoplasm; cytoplasm
Molecular function (GO): zinc ion binding
Source: RefSeq, a predicted model, not a curated record